This is a messenger RNA of Oenanthe melanoleuca, 2706 nucleotides long. It is a transcript of the gene GPCPD1, whose product is annotated as glycerophosphocholine phosphodiesterase 1. The record is from RefSeq and is a predicted model, not a curated record. Gene Ontology annotation, biological process: glycerophospholipid catabolic process. The annotation marks the transcript as partial. The transcript has 17 exons. NCBI's taxonomy places the organism in Eukaryota, Metazoa, Chordata, Aves, Passeriformes, Muscicapidae. Gene Ontology annotation, molecular function: starch binding; glycerophosphocholine phosphodiesterase activity.
GAGAGGUUUUUGCAAUAUGCGGGAGCUGCAGUGCUUUGGGAAAUUGGAAUCCCCAAGCUGCAGUGGUCCUCCAGCCUCAAGAUGUUGCACUUGACAGAACCUGGAAAGCUGCUGUAGAGCUUCCUAGAGGAGUUCCUGUUCAGUAUCGGUAUUUUAAAGGAUACUUUCUAGAACCUAAGACUAUCGAUGGUCCCUGCGAAGUCAUAGUUCACACGUGGGAGACUCAUCUACAACCACGAUCAAUUACCCCUUUAGAAAAUGAAAUUACUGUCGACGAUGGAAAGUUUGGAAUCUGUAAUGGUAUUGAAACUGUGGAUUCUGGGUGGCUGACAUGUCAGACAGAAAUAAGGCUACGUCUGCAUUAUUCUGAGAAACCCCCUGUACUGAUAUCUAAGAAGAAAUUCAAAACAUCAAGGUUUAGAGUAAAAUUGACCCUAGAAGGCCUAGAGAAGGACUAUGAUGAAGAGGGCCAAGAGAAGACGUCCCCUACUGUCCCUCAGAAAAUGGCAAACACUGUGGAGUUCUCCUUAAUCACCAACGACGACUACAAGUGUCGGCACACUCAGCCAGACUGCGGCUAUGCUUUGCAGCCAGACCGGUGGAUAGAAUACACUAUACAAACCAUGGAGCCUGAUAACUUGGAAUUAAUAUUCGAUUUUUUUGAGGAGGAUUUAGGUGAGAAGGUGGUACAAGAUGAUGUGCUCCCAGGUCACGUAGGCUCUGCCUGCCUCCUGUCAUCCACAAUUGCGGAACUCGGAAAGAGCGCUGGAAUUCUUACACUUGCUAUUAUGAGCAGAAAUCCAAGGAAGACAAUUGGAAAAGUUAGAGUGGAUUACAUAAUUAUCAAACCAAUCCAGGGAUACGCUUGUGAUAUGAAGGCUUCAUAUUCAAAAUACUGGAAACCAAGAACAACUCUGGAUGUUGGACAUAGGGGAGCAGGGAAUUCUACAACAACAACUAGGCUUGCUAAAGUUCAAGAGAACACCAUUGCAUCCCUGAGGAGUGCUGCUAGUCAUGGAGCAGCAUUUGUGGAAUUUGAUGUACAUCUUUCUAAAGAUCAUGUGCCUAUAGUAUACCACGAUCUCACAUGUUGCAUGGCCAUGAAAAAGAAACUGGAUACAGAGCCUUUGGAACUGUUUGAGAUUGCCGUCAAAGAACUCACAUUUGAUCAGCUGCAGUUAUUAAAGCUGGCUCACGUGACAGCCCUGAAAGUCAAAGAUCGCAAUGCCUCUUUUAAAGAUGAUGAGAACUCUGCUUUUGAGAUGCAGCCAUUUCCUUCUCUGCAAAGAGUCCUGGAGUCUGUUUCUGAUGAAGUUGGAUUCAACAUAGAAGUAAAAUGGAUCUCCCAACAAAGGGAUGGACAGUGGGAUGGCAACUUGUCAACUUACUUUGAUAUGAACGUUUUUCUAGAUAUUAUUCUGAAAACUGUUUUGAUGAAUGCUGGAAAAAGAAGAAUUGUGUUUUCUUCUUUUCAUGCAGAUAUUUGUACAAUGAUCCGACAUAAGCAAAACAAGUAUCCUGUGCUAUUUCUCACCCAAGGGGAAUCUAAACUCUAUCCAGAGCUUAUGGAUCUCAGAUCUCGCACAACUCCCAUUGCCAUUAACUUUGCACAGUUUGAAAACCUGCUGGGAAUUAAUGUGCAUUCUGAAGACCUCCUGAGGAACCCAGGGUUUAUUAAACGGGCCACAUCCAAAGGCCUGGUUAUUUUUUCAUGGGGUGAUGAUGCAAAUGACCCGGAUAACAGGAGGAAGUUGAAAGAAUAUGGUGUUCAUGGGUUGAUAUAUGACAGGUACUUAAUUGUGGGUUUUUAAAAUAAUAAUCAUAAUCAUCAAGCUUAGAAACUGUUAUAAAUUCAUUCUGGUGAAAUGUUAUGUUGCUGCUUGCUUAAGUGAGUACAGAAAGCACGAGGACCCCAUAAACCCAGAUCAAGAGCAAGUCUAACACCAGUUCCCACUCUUUCAGCUGUAUAUAUGAAGCAAAAUAACUUUUGUUUUUCCUAAGAUCAAUGUAAAUGUAAUUUAAUUCUUUAAAGAACUAUUGCAUGGCAUACAUGUUUAAGGUGCUAAUAAUAGUCCUGAUAGUAAUUUUUAAGUUAUGUAUGUGAUAUGGUGAGGAAAACAUUGUUUGACUGGAAGUUUCAGCAUUCUACAUUAAGCUGUGGAAAUAGUUAACACAACAUUCUGUUGUGUUUUAAAGCUGUGAAUUAUUUUUCCUAUUAAAAUCAGCUUGGAGUGACUCCAGGGCAAACUGCCAAAUUAGUAAUUUCAGAAAGUAGCUGUUAUAUCCAAAAAUUCAGGUAGAGACAUCAGAAUACUGUGUUAGAUGUUUGAACAAAAGUGUUGUUGUGUUACUUGGUUGCUUACAAAAACCCAAAGUUUUAGCUCUUUUGUCUCUGAAGAUUACAAAUUCACAAUUAUGGGAUGAAGUUUAAUUUGAAAAGCUGUAUUAAACUAGAAUUUUUGAGAGAUAAGAAGAUAAUUGGGAAAGAAUUAAGUGUAACUGAAUUUUCAAACUACAGAAGGCCUUCAAACCUUCUGCUUUAGCAAGAGUAUUGCUUUGUAUAUUGUUUAACCUGGGGAAAAAAAACCAAAAAAACCAAAGAAAGGGGGAUCAGUAACUGUCAAAGGCUCUGUUUUAUAAAGUGAAAACUGAGAGUUAAUUUAAUCAUAUCUAGGGGCAAGAAAUCAGAUAUAUUUGCUCCUAAAG